Morone saxatilis (striped sea-bass) is the source of this 1499-nucleotide messenger RNA. RefSeq names its product sperm-tail PG-rich repeat containing 4 (gene stpg4). The coding region runs from base 1 to 891 and encodes 296 amino acids. The transcript has 10 exons. The record is from RefSeq and is a predicted model, not a curated record. Lineage: Eukaryota; Metazoa; Chordata; Actinopteri; Moronidae. Gene Ontology annotation, molecular function: chromatin binding; histone binding. Gene Ontology annotation, biological process: epigenetic programing of male pronucleus. Gene Ontology annotation, cellular component: male pronucleus; germinal vesicle; female pronucleus.
AUGGUCAUACAACCAGAUGCCUGUGGAGGCCCCUGGGAGCCGGAGAACUUCGAAUCUUCCCGUCUUUGCCGGCCCUCCUCUUCCUCCAUACAGGGCCGUACCAUCAGGUACUGCGAUGAAGACGAGGGAGACCUUAGCAACGAGGCCCGAAUGUGGAGCUUUUGCUCCCAGAGCGAGGUGUUCACUUCAGGUGUCACCGGAUCUCCAGUCAAGCAGAUAGAGAACGACAGUGAGUGCGGCGCAGUGUACCGCCAGGGUGAUGACAAGGUGGACCUGUGUGGCCGGGGGAGCUGGUGGCUGGGAACACUGAAAGCCACACCCAACCCAGGUCUCUAUCACAUCCGCGACUUCAUCGAAGAGGCUGAACUGAACCCGGUGAGGAAGACCUACGGGUUCAAAGGGGUGGGCAGAAAAGCCCAAACUCUGGGCGUAUGUAACGGGGAUCUGCUUCUACCUGGCGCUUAUAACUACACCGACUCCAUCCAGGAAGUCCUGAAGCGCCAGGCGUCCUACUCUUUCAAAAACUGUCCACGGCCCGACAUCGCCACCCUGGGCACCAGGGACAAGCACUUAACCACUUCACCCUGCGACUACAAUGUGACAGCAAAACCAGUGGAGAAGAUUCCCUGCAACCAUGUGAUGUUUCGGUCCACCGUGCAGCGGAUCAGCUUUCCACCUAAGGAGGGACCUGCUCCAUGCCACUAUAAUCCACAGACCAGACCAGCGAAGGGCAUCACUUCCUGCUUCAAAUCCAAGUUGCCACGGCUCCACUAUGUGCACUCAAAGACCCCGGGACCAGGGGCCUAUGAACCUUGCUGGAAGUUGGGCGACCGUCUGAACGCAGAGGCCGUUGACCCAUCAUUUAGCCUCUUCUUCCGCAACACUCUGUAGUUUGGACUUUAUUUCCCACAAUGCCUUCAUCACACCAACCAUCUCCUCGCACUCAUCAGCUUACUGGCACAUCACACACACACACACACACACACACACAAUGACAACUCCUACCUGAUUAAUGGAAUAAAAGUAAGCUCAUGAAGAGAAAUUAAAAAAGUCUCUUAUUACUUGGACCAUUGUUUAUAUCUGCAUGCCAGUGGGGCAUUUUGUGGUCUGCCAGGGACAUAAUAAGCCACAUUCGUUGGGCUCAGAUUGCUUUAGUGAUGCCGGCCAGGGAAGCAGAAUGAUCUUAUCUGCAACAAAGGGUACUUCAUUCCACUUAACUACAUGUUCCCGGUAUUGCUCUCUCCCUACAUCUCUCCAGCUCCUCUUUCCCUCUCUGUCGGCAGUCAGGCUGCUUCGCCUUCCUACUAUCUCUGCCCCGCGAUGCACUCAGGAGGAGGAAUGCUGCUCAGCCAUGCGUCACAUGCACAUAGCUUAGUGUGGCAUGCUGCACCCUCAGAUAACACAUUCAAGCAUUAGGGGCCAAGGCAGUGGCACACAAUAAAACAGCUAUUCUUAUCGCUACCUACUCCGCAUUACUCUUUCUUUUUUCGACGAACCAA